Symbiodinium necroappetens is the source of this 8275-nucleotide messenger RNA. NCBI's taxonomy places the organism in Eukaryota, Dinophyceae, Suessiales, Symbiodiniaceae. The record is from the annotation of a GenBank genome assembly.
GUCAGCGGCGGGCCUAUGACCACUAUCAAGAGCUCGCAACAGGUGGUGGCAACGAUGGAGUCAUCCCAGGGAUUAAGAGUCCAUGGGGCUAUGGUGUUGCAGUCAAAGGGCCAGCAGUCGAUCUCAUCCAUGGCUAUGUGUACUGGAUGUCGUGCGAACGUUCCGCCUUGCCGGGGGUCUGCUCAGAGCAUGCUCUGAAGAGGGUGCCCAUCUCCGUCCUGGAGACUGCGGCAAAGAUGCCAGACCCCGUGGAUGCCUCUUCCAAGGCACCCACUGGCGAUGCGCAGGACAGCUCCGGUCCAGCGGCGGCAGAGGCGAGCGCCGGCCUUUCCCCCGAAGGAGUGCAGGCCGUGGCGAGGCCUCUAAUGGUGCAGCGGCUUCUUCGACUACAGGUGCUUGGAAAUGUGCAGGGUGCCCCAGCGGCGGCGCCAACAGAGGGAGCGAGAGGCUGGAACUCGAAUUGGUCGUGGCAGCAGACUCCGAAGCCAGACUACUCAGAUCCUCCCUCGUGGCCGGGAUGGUCACACCGGCGCUACUGGGUUCAGGCGAUUCGGCGCUGGAACAAGGCGACCGAUCUACCCCUUGCUAGAAGGGCCGAGAAGGUUCUUCGUUGUUUGGGCUGGGAGCUCCAGCCUGAUUUCGAGCACAUUCCGGAGACGGUGUUGGAAUCCUCCGCGUACUUGGACGCGAUCCUGGCCGUCUUGGACAUGAAGGCCGGGGUCAGAGAGGAUGAUGAAAAGCGGGAGGCCUUCAGAAGUCUUUUCUACCAAUCUCAGCGUCGUCGAGACGAGACUUUAGCCCAAUACGCGAUGCGCAAGCAGCAAGACUUCACCAAGGCUUCCGCUUUCGGCAUCUCGGUGCCCUCCAGUUUCCAGGCUAUGCUCCUACGUGAGGGAGCCUCCUUGUCGGAUCAGAAUCAGCAGAACCUCACUGCCCUGCUUCAGGGUCGCGACGAUGAUCCUCAGAUGGUGGCUAGAUGCCUGGGACGCAUGGAUGUUCGAACCGAUCGACUACAUGCCUACGUCGACGGGGACUCCAUCGAGGAAAGCGGAGACUUCACGGCCUACGGCGACGACGGCCCGGACGAGAACGCCGAUGACGAGCUUGAGGAUGCGGCGGUCUUAGCCGAGCUCGAUAACCUCGACCUCUCCGAGGACCAGGUGAACGAGGUCUUCGCGGUGAUCGACCCAGCAGAGGAAGAAGAGGUGCUGAUCGUGGACACCAUCAUCAACGGGCCCCCGGACAUCGCGGGUCCAGUGGACAACGAGAAGGGGGCUCCCACGGCCUUCUGUUAUGCUCCGGGGCCUUGUCAGGGCUCAUCGGGAUCCGGCUUCAGCUUCCUCUCCCGGGGCGAGCUCCAAGAGGCGGCAGCUUUGGCUAAGGAGCGACUUGGGCCAUCCUCGGGGUGCUGGAGUUUCUUAACGCUGAGGGCAGGCGAGGCCAUCCUUGACAUCGGGGCCACCCAGGACCUCAUAGGGAGCGGGGCGAUGCUUCAGAUGACCCAGGAGCUCAAGCGCUGCGGACUUCGACCUGUACCAGUGGAUGUUCCGAUUUCCUCGCCCUCUGGCAUAGGCGGCUCAGCGAAGGCCGUGAAGGCGAUGCUUGUGCCGAUCUCCCCAGGAGGAGUCCCUGGAGUUCUUCAGAUGACAGUGCUCGAGGAGAACAUCCCUCCUCUUUUGAGCGUCGGGUUUCUUGAAUUUCUGAAGACUUGCAUUGACCUCGAAGAGGACCCCGUGUCUUUUCGUCGGCUGGGAGUGACUAUGCCACUUACCAAGCAGCCUUCGGGCCAUCGGACUAUUCCGUUGGUGCAGUGGAAGGGCGAUGAGUUUCCUGUUCCCGAGGAAAUCCUUCGGAAAUACAAGAUCGAAGCCCGAGACUUUCAGUGCUCUUCGUCCGCUUACAUAACAGGGAGUGAUGCUUCGGAAGGUGUUGAAGUUCGGUUGUCCGAGAAGACAGUCCAUGCAGACAGUUGUGAUGAGCGUGCCGUCGUUUUCAGAGCCAGUUCCAGCGUGCCUCCUCAGCACUCGAAGCAGGAAGUACUUCUCCCCGGCGGCGUUGUGGGCUCUGAAGUGCGAGAGUUAGCUCCGAUCUUCAUGCCCCCGCGCGAUCCGGAGAGGAGUCCUCGACUAUGGAGGGUGCUGGUUCAGCGAGUUCUCUUUGUGGUGGAGGCGGCCAGGGUCUCCUACAUGCGGCUCGUCCUAUCGGAGAGGGCCAAGUCAGUGAAGUCAGAGCGCCGCAAGUAUUUGGAGAUGCCGGCCCAAGCACCAGCCUCCUGUCUGCAUCCUGUCGAUCGACACCUACGUCGGGGCAACCAAUACGGCUCGUGGAAAGUAUGCGGUGUAUGCGGUGCUCGGUUGGAGUACCACAAGAGGGCGAAGGCCAAGGCCAAGGGCAAGAGCAAGCAAACGUCUGCUCCUAUGCCUCCUCCGACGAUGCCAGAGCCGAAGGUCGAACCACUGAGCCGUGCCAUGGGGAGCGAGGGCUAUCGCCCGAACAGGUCCGUGGCGCCGAACCCGGUGGAGAACGAGACGAUGACAGUGCUGCAGACCAUGUUGCAGAGCUUCCAGGAUCAGAGCCGAAUGGUGGCUCAGGCGAUGGGAUCCAUCAGCAAGUCCCUCGAGGACAUCUCUCGAGGCCAAGGUCAACUUCUGCUGAUGGCGCAGGACAACCUGGAGAAGCCCAUGUCAGUGGACCAGAUCAGCCUGAUUGCCAAUCAAGCGGCGGUCACAGCCAUGGACCAGGAAGACGACUCCGACCUCGACGAUCCCAAGAUUGAGUUGGCCCUCAUGGAUGACGACCACCUUGAUGACGGCGACUUCGGUGCUGUGCUGGGGUCAGUGCUCAGCGGAGUUCCAGCAGUCUUCACCGAUCACAAGAUCCUCGUGCGGACGGUCCUGAUCCCGAGGCUGAUGGAGGAGACUGUGGGCCCAGAUGGUGCGAUUCUCAUCGUGAUCUUCCAGCCUUCUCUGGGUCACAGCCUCAGGGUCUUCGCCAAUCGCACGAUCACCCGGCCGAUGAUUCUGAUCCCAAGGCAGAUGGAGGAGAUUGUGGGCCCAGAUGGUGCGAUUCUCCUCGUGAUCUUCCAGCCUUCCCUGGGUUUCGACUCCAAGGGGAACGUUUUAUACUCCGGUCCUAGCGAGCCUGAUGCCGUGGUUUCCAGCCUGGAGGACGGGACCCCGAUGCAAGUUUGGGUUCUGCCAAGGGAGCUAGAGCUCAUGCGGCGGGCGAUGUCUUCAGAUGCAGAUCCUGUACGACUAGGUGAAGACGGAGUUCCUUGCGAGCACGGCGAGUUCUGGGUCUUCAAGGAGGACUCGACGCUGAACGAGAUGGACGUGGCAGAGGAAACGGAUGUUGAGAUCGGGAUCGCGAAGAAGGACAGUUUGGCGACGCUGGCAGCUGGGCGUCUGCGAAGCAUGGCGCGCGAGCAGGAAUGGGAAAGGCGAGGACACAUCUCUAGCCUGGUGGUGUUGGGCUUGGGUCAAGACCUACUUGAUGAACUACAAGCUCAAGGAGUGCGCGUUCCUCCGGUACAUGAACAAUUCCGGGAGAGCGCAGGCUGGGAUGUUCGACGAAAAGAGCACCGAGGGAGGUUCCGAUCUCACCUCGCCAAGCGUCAACCAAGGCUUCUCAUGAUGCAGCCCCAAGGAUGCGAGGAGAACUCACUUCACCAUGAGCUCUCAUGUGGGUUCUGUCUUCAGGCGGCGGAGCACCAGGAAGCCAGAGGAGAGACGUAUGUUCUUUUGGCCCCAAGCUCCAGUAGCCUGUGGACUUCCCGAGGAGUCCAAUCUAGGCUGAAGGCUAGUCAAGCCUCUGUGGUGCACUUCGGACCAGCCCUGCGAGACGGUCAGAGCUGGAAGAUCAUGUCCAACCACCCUAACUUCGCCAAUGUGUCGGGCGAAUUCUAUGCCUCCCGCCAGGACGAACAUCGAGAUUCUCUGACUUCAUCUUCCUCGUCAAGGCUGGAGAGCGAGCUGUGUGCUCGAGGUUUGCUGAUCAAGGCAGACUUCAGAGAUGACUCCUGUCUUGGGUUGCUGAAGCUGGCGCUCGAGAAGGAAGGAGCGUCCAAGAGAGCUGUUGCCAGCCGAGCGGGCCGAGGACGGAACCUAGUUCUAGGCGGUUAUGUUCAUGGUGGAGUUUUGGGGAUUACCCGAGAGUGCCGAGAAAGACCGUGGCUCACCAAGUACUUGAGCGAGUUCUUAAGAAGCAAGGGAGAUCGUGAACCACACACAACCUUGUCGGUGAGCCUCAACACCAAGUUCGAGAUGCAUGCCGACAGCCACAAUCGUUCAGAGUCAGUGAACGUUUCCUAUGGCCUCGGAGACUAUGAGGACGGCGGCAUCUGGGUGCAUCAACCUCCUGUGGAGCCUUCGGAGCCUGCAGCCUGGCGCCGAGGAGAGGGCGGUCGUCGACUACGUGGAAAAGUUCUGCCUACUCGAGGGAGAUUGAUUCAGUUUUCCCCGAAGGUCCUUCACAAGACCGAGCCGUGGAUGGGUCAGCGAUGGAUCAUCACCGGCUACUCCAUUCGAGGAGAGGAGAAGAUCGACCCGCGACAGAGGCGGGAGCUUCAACGCCUGGGAUUCCGGCCCCGCGGACAGCGACUACCUUCUGAGCUGAAGAAACAGCUGAGCUGGGCUACAGGAUGUUUGUUGUCAGGAAUCAAGUAUCAGCCUCAAGAAUCGGGAGCGUGCUUCUUCGGCGAGGACGAGCCCGAGAAUGAGGAGGAAGAAGAUCUUCCUCUGAGUCCCUCGUCAAAGGAAGCUGAGACGGAGCCCAAGGCGGCGACUGAGUCUCAAAAGCGCUUGAUUCGAAAGCUGCAUGUAAAUCUAGGCCACCCUCAUCGGGAUAGAUUUCUGCAUAUGCUUCGUGCUGCCGGUGCCCAUGAGCAUGUUCUGUCCUACGUUAAGAACAGCCUAGAGUGUGAGGUCUGCGACGUCAAACAUCGGCAAGACAACCGACGUCGAGCCCAGUAUCCUAAGACGUUUUCGUUCAAUAGGGUAUUGUGUGUGGACGUCUUGUACCUGAAGUUUCGUGACCUCAACGUCCCGAUCCUCAACAUGACUUGUGCAGGGACCCACUACCAGGUCGUUCAAAGGCUCCCGGUGGCCCCAGGAACUUCGGGUGGCACUCCCACUGCUGAAGCUGCAUGGCGAGGAUUCGCCACUACUUGGUUGCGUUUCCUCGGAGCUCCAAGUCUUAUGAUCACGGAUUCCGGCAACGAGUUCAAAGGGAUUUUCGAGAGACAGUGUGAGUCACAUGCCAUUCUCCAACACGUAACCAUCCCCGAGCAGCCGUGGAAGAAUGCCUUCGCUGAGCGACACGGCGGCUGGGUGAAGGAUAAGCUCGACAAGGAGAUAGCUAGUGGGCAGUGUGCCUUCCAAACCUUGGAGGAGCUCGAUGAGUUCCUCAGCGCUCUCACCGCCACCAAGAACCGUUGGCUCCAGAGGUCCGGUUACACCCCAGCAGCGUUAGUCUUCGGCGAGCUCCCCAGAGUACCAGGAGAGCUCUUAGCAGAUGACGAGAUCAGCGAGCAGGCGGUUGCGGAUGCCUACUCGGACCCGUCAGGUCUUGAUCAAGCGGCCACGGAGUUCAGGCGCAAGUUGGAGAUCCGGGAGAAGGCGCGACAGGCGGCCAUGGCUCAGACAAGCCGAGAAGCCUUCCAGAAGGCUGCCAGAGCGAGCACUCACCAAGCUCGUCGAUGGGUUGCCGGUCAAUGGGUCUACGUGUUCCGUCGAGGGCGCCCGAACAAUGUUCUACAUCCUCGUGAUCGAUGGUGUGGCCCCGGGGUCAUCGUCCUCGUGAGCCAGAAGGGCAUCUACGUGGCUAUGAGGUCCAGACUCUGGAGGUGCGGACCAGAACAACUUCGUCCCGCGCAUCCCAAUGAGAUGCUCGGGGCGCAGAUGGCCGAAGAUCCUGGUCUCGCUGAGCUUCUCCGUAAAAUCAAUUCCGGGGUUCGAGCAGGAAUCACGGACGUCUCGAAUGAGAGACCUCCUCUCCCACCCGAGGAGUUCGCGCCAGUAGUUCGAGAUCAAGAAGGAGUUCCACUGGGAGGCGAGGAGGUUUCAAGACCUUCAGAGGCACCGCAGCCUGUCGAAGCGGUUCCUGAAAGGCUUCUCCCGAGACCAGCGCCGGGAGUUCAGUCCGAUGAGGGACGAAUCGUGCCACCUCCUGGCUUGCCUCCUCCUCCGCAGCGAGACUGGCGAGAUCAAGAACCUGGCCCUCAGGACAGCGCGACUGGAUCACGGAGGUCUUCCAUGGAAGAGCCGGCCGCAGAGCUGGAACCUCCCGCAGAAGCACUACACAGGCCCUUGGAGCGCAUACUGGAGGAGUCCUCCGACGAAGAGGUUCUUGGUCCAGUUAAUAAAGCGGCAAGACUUUCCUCCGAAGACGAGGUCGUGGGAAGCCGAGCUCCCGGGACUCCGGUGGGGAGGUUACUUCAGGCUAUCCCUCGACUACCUCAAGGCAGCAGCUCUUCCACAGCAGGACAAGCCCCUGCCUCAGUCACCCCGUCUUCCUUGACUCCCGGCGAAGAGGUGACUGGCUCAGGGAGAGUGGAGCGGCAAGUCGCUGAGUUCGAGGGACUGCGGUCCCACCGCGAGAGGUCUCCUCGACGUUCAGUUGGAGAUCCGAGUGAGGCCCAGAGCCGCUCAGAGUCCUCCUUCACCUACUGUGCCAGCUCCCGAGGCUGGAAUCUUCUUGCGAAGAGGGGAGACGAGAUCUCCUUGAAAGCCCUGGCGAACGAGGAGCGCAAGCUCUUCGAGCAGUCAGACAAGGUGGAGUGGGAAGCCAUGUUGGCCACUGGAGCGGUGCGGGUCCUCACAGGCAAAGAAGCUCAGGAAGCACGACAGAAGUUUCCCGACCGCAUCCUCAGUUCGAGGAUGGUCCGGCGUAAGAAGCCGCUUCCGGACAAGCUAAAUGCUUGGAAGGCAAAGUCCAGAUGGUGUGUUCAGGGUCACUCCGAUCCUGAUACAUCAGAGCUGCAGACAUAUGCACCAACGCCAUCGACUGAAGGGCUCAUGAUGUUCCUGCAGACUGCCACGAACCUUCGUCAAGAUUGCGCCUUUGCAGAUGUACGCAACGCGUUCUGUCAAUCACUGCCUUUGUCCCGUAGCAAGGGGCCGCUGUUUGCUGAAGGAUGUGAAGGAUUGAAUCUUCCUCCUGGCGCGCUCAUUGCUCUGGAUGUGCCCGUUUACGGGUUAGACGACGCGCCAGCAGCCUGGCGCAGGACCGUAACGGACUUCUUGCUGAGCAUCGGCUUCGUACGCCACAUCACCGAACCGUGUUGGUAUCUACGCUUCGAUGAAAAGCAUCGAAAUGAAGCUCAGGUGCUCGUCGAAGUGGACGACCUGAUUGUGGCCACGAACCCGAGCCUCACCGCAUCCAUCAAGGAGACGUUCCAAGCACGAUUCCAUUUCGGCGAAUGGGACUAUCAUGAGGCAGAGUAUGCAGGAAGGAAGGUGGUCAUGGGCAGCGACUACUCCACCGUCUCUCAAGAGAAGUACAUCUUGGAGCAGGUCUUCCCCAUCCAGAUCGCGAAGGGCCGUAGGCAGCUCAAGGAGGACAAGCUCAAUGAAGAGGAGUUCGGCUUGUUUCGCUCUCUGAUCUAUAAGGUCAACUGGCUAGCUCGGGAAAGCCGGCCGGAGGCCGCCGGGUUGGCCUCGAUCAUGGCCAGUCGGCUGCCGCACGCUCAGCUGAAGGACAUCCUCAUCCUCAACAAGUACGUGAAUCACCUCCGAAGCACAGCCUCCCGAGCCAUCAAGAUCUGGAGAUUCAAACCGGAAGAGAUGGUUUUCAUCUCAGUCUCAGACGCCGGAGGGGUCACUGUGCGAGAAGGAGAGACGGAUGAGGAAGGACUGCCCACGGACGCCACCCAAGGGGCGUGGGCCGUCUUCACUGCUGAGGGGCACCCCGUGGGUGCUCAGCAGGUGAGAGCCACUCCUGUGGCCUGGAGAAGCAGUAAGUUGAAGCGCAAGGUGUUCAGCACGUUUGGUGGGGAGACUCAAGCGAUGCUUCAGGGAGUGAACGAAGUCGAGUGGCUGCAGAUCAUGUACCGAGACGCUAUCUUCAAUGACAUUCGCCUAGAUCAAUGGCGAAACAGCCUCUCCCCUCACUUGGUCAUCAUGAAGAGCUCUGCGCACCUGCCUGCGCGACAGCCCCAGAUCUCAGACGAUCCCUUGAGAAGCAACGGAGCCAUGGAAGUGUUUCUCAGGCGCAGCCAUAAGGCAUCAGUGGAACGUUUGAGUCGUGAGUACCAGGAAAACUUGGUGCUACUUGUACA